Molecule: messenger RNA, 1894 nt
Organism: Oenanthe melanoleuca
Lineage: Eukaryota; Metazoa; Chordata; Aves; Passeriformes; Muscicapidae
Gene: SCRN3
Product: secernin 3
Exons: 6
Coding region: 126-1139 (337 amino acids)
Biological process (GO): proteolysis
Molecular function (GO): cysteine-type exopeptidase activity; dipeptidase activity
Source: RefSeq, a predicted model, not a curated record
CGGAGCGGGCACGGUGACGCCAUGUGUGCUCUGCCCUCUUGCAGUGCACCUACAUCAGCAUCGAGCAGGUGGAGAGGACGCACGCCGUGGUGCUGAGCCGCCCCGCCUGGCUCUGGGGUGCCGAGAUGGGCGCCAACGAGCACGGCGUGUGCAUCGGCAACGAGGCGGUGUGGGGCAGGGAAGAGAUCUGCGGCGGGGAGGCUCUCCUCGGCAUGGACCUCGUAAGGCUUGGACUUGAGAGAGCAGACACAGCUGAAAAGGCUCUUAGUGUCAUAGUUGAGCUGCUGGAAAAAUAUGGACAGGGUGGAAACUGUAUGGAGAGCAACAUGGCAUUUACAUACCACAACAGCUUUCUGAUAGCCGACAGAAAGGAAGCAUGGGUGCUGGAGACAUCAGGAAAAUACUGGGCAGCAGAAAAAGUAGAAGGAGGUGUACGGAAUAUUUCCAACCAGCUCUCUAUCACAACCAAGAUUGACAGAGAACACCCAGAAUUGAAGGAAUAUGCCAAAAGCAAUGGCUGGUGGGAUGGGAAAAAGGAAUUUGAUUUUGCUGCCACGUAUUCUUAUGUCAAUACUGCCAGAAUGACCACAUCUGGAGGCCGAUAUUGUGAAGGCUAUAAACUUCUGAACAAGCACAAAGGAUCUAUCACUUCUGAAAUAAUGAUGGAAAUUCUUCGUGACAAAGAGAGUGGCAUUAACAUGGAAGGUGGAUUUAUGACAACUGGCAGCAUGGUGUCUGUACUGCCUCAGCAGCCUCAUCUGCCCUGUAUUCAUUUCUUUACUGGAACUCCAGAUCCUGCCAGAUCUGUAUUCAAGCCUUUCAUUUUUGUGCCCAAUAUUACUCAGUUAUUAAAAACUACAUCCCCUACGUUUGGUCAUGAUGAUCCAGUUAAGAAACAGCCACGCUUUCAGAGUAAGCCAGAUCGAAGACAUGAGCUCUAUAAAAAACAUGAAAGUGCUGCUGUGGUUAUGGAAACUAUCAAGGACAAAGGUAAAGAAAUGUUCAAAGAGAUACAGGAGUUGGAGAAACAGAAGAUAAGUCAAAUGGAAUCAAUCCUGCAGAAUGGAUGCUUUGAUCCUAAGCAAAUAGUUAAUCUUUUUUCACAGUGUGUAGAAGAAGAACUCAAAAUAUAUAGCUAAGAAUAUUAUUUGAAUGUGGUAAAAUUUGGAUUAUAAUUGGGUUUUCUAAUGAAGAGGCUAUAUGGAUUAACAUCUUGUUUUCAGUAUACCACAUAGCAUAGAUAAUUUUAAAGAUGCAGAUUCAUAUUCAGGACAAAUGGCUUUUGAUUGUAAGAAUGCUGGAAGGGCUCCUAAGAGCCAGGCAAUGGCUUUGUACAUGACACAAAGCUACCAGCAGAGAUUGAUUUUGCCAACAAACAGAUGCAAUUAGAAUGCAAUAGCUUAACUAAAUUAGGGAACAGCCCCAUCUCUGAAUGAAGAACACUAACUCAGCUCUGGAGAACUCAGUUCCAUCAUACACAGAUGUAGCUUUUACAGUCAAGAGAACUGUAGUAGACUUCAGACUACCUGAAUUAAAAUGGCCACGCUGUAGACUUUCUAAAAUGUAGAAGCUAUGAUGAAUGCUAAAAAAAAAAAAAAAAAAGAUAGUGACACACAAACCAAGUAAGAUUGAUACUCAGUUGUUUGGUAAAACCAUUCUAAGAUACAUUUCAUACAUGAACCUUCUACUCCUUCAGUGUAAAACGAGGCAAAGAGUUCAAGGUAUAGUAAAAACAAAUCACAGUUACAAUAAUAGUAUUUUGCUGUAAGUGAUUGUGAAGUUUUAUUACAUGGAAUUCAACAACACAAGCACCCUGUAAGUUACCUGCAGAUUUCACUUUCCUGUCUAUUUUCCCCACCCUGAUAGUAAAAAAUAAACUUAUUUAUAUACAAGA